Molecule: messenger RNA, 1119 nt
Organism: Dufourea novaeangliae
Lineage: Eukaryota; Metazoa; Arthropoda; Insecta; Hymenoptera; Halictidae
Product: putative transferase CAF17 homolog, mitochondrial
Exons: 1
Coding region: 1-1119 (372 amino acids)
Cellular component (GO): mitochondrial matrix
Molecular function (GO): protein binding
Source: RefSeq, a predicted model, not a curated record
AUGAAAUUUGGCGCUAUGAUCGUCCAACUUAAAAGAUUUGUUUUACCAUUCUGCAAGGUGGGUAAAGUUGGGAAGGUUUGUGCACAGUUCGUUAGACAUGAUUCUUCGCAAGCUUCGUCUAAAGUUUUAGAACAUCUAAAUAGUAGAAGUUUAUUACGAAUUAGAGGCAGAGAUGCUUCAAAUUUCCUACAAGGAUUAAUUACAAAUGACAUGAAGCAUAUUGAAGAAGGAGCAGCUAAUUUGUAUGCACUAUUUCUAAACAUUAAGGGUAGAGUGAUGUAUGAUGUUAUUAUAUAUAAAAGUCAUGAAGAUGAUGUAUUUUAUAUUGAAUGCGAUUCCAAAGCUGUAGAUCCAUUGCAAAAACACUUGAAAAUGUACCGUGUCAGAAGGAAGAUAGACAUAGAUAACAUAGAAAACAACAUAAAUGUUUGGGCACUAUUUGAUACUUCACAAUAUUUAAAUAAGAAUGAUGCUGACAGUAACAGGCAAAAGCUUGAGGGUGCAAUAUUUCCAUGUGGUACCCUGAAUAAUAAGUCAAGCAAAGUAGUAGAUAAUAUUAUGAUGUAUGAAGAUCCUAGACUUGCAGAUUUAGGUAUCAGAAUAUUAGCAGAAUCAAACAUUGAAAGAAGUGAUAUAAAAAAGCAUUUGAAUUUCAAUGCAUUAAUGUCAAAUAAUCCAUUAAGUUACAAAGCAUUUCGUUAUACACUUGGGAUAUCUGAAGGUGUCGAUGAUUUGCCACCGGGGAAGCCUUUACCUUUAGAAGUAAAUUGUGAUUAUUUACAUGGAGUUAGUUUUCAUAAGGGUUGUUAUAUUGGUCAAGAGUUAACAGCACGUACUUAUCACACUGGUGUAGUUAGAAAACGUAUAAUGCCUUUAUUAUUUGAAGAGCUUUCUACUAAAUCUUUUUCAUAUGAUGAAAAAAUUAUAGACGAAUCUGGUAAUGUAGUCGGUAAAUUUAGGGGAAAUGAAAAAGAACAUGGUUUGGGCUUAAUGAGAAUUACUGAAGCUCUUAAUGCUAAGUCUCUUACUAUGUUAGAUAUGAAACUAAAAAUAUCAAAACCAAUAUGGUGGCCACAAGAAAUACAAAAAGAAAGUGCUUCUGCUAAUAAAAAAUCAUAA